AUGGCUGGCUCACCAUUUCCUACCCUUGUGAUGAUUUUGGGCCUCAUGGUGGCUCUGGGAACCACGGCUCUUCAGGCUGAGGCCCGAGCGUUCUUCGUCUUCGGAGACUCCCUUGUUGACAGUGGUAACAACAACUACCUGGCUACCAGCGCUCGCGCAGACUCUCCUCCUUAUGGCAUCGAUUAUCCGACCCAUCGGCCCACUGGCCGAUUCUCUAAUGGUGAGCACAUCGGAUCGGAACCAACAUUGCCCUAUUUGAGUCCAGAGCUCAGGGACCAAAACUUGCUUGUUGGUGCCAACUUUGCUUCUGCUGGGAUUGGUAUACUUAAUGACACCGGAAUCCAGUUUGUGAACAUCAUUAGGGUACCCUCACAAUUGGCAUUCUUCAAAGCGUACCAACAACGAGUGGCUGCUCUUAUAGGAGAGGACAAGACUAAGCGACUUGUAAACGAAGCACUUGUUCUCGUUACCCUUGGCGGCAACGAUUUUGUGAACAACUACUACUUGGUGCCCUACUCUGCAAGGUCUCGUCAAUAUUCCCUCCCAGAAUAUGUCCACUACCUCAUCGUCGAGUACAAGAAAAUUUUAAAGAAAAUCUAUGACCUGGGAGGUCGCAGGGUUAUCGUGACAGGCACAGGACCACUAGGUUGUAUUCCAGCAGAAUUGGCCCAGCACAGCAUAAACGGCGAAUGCGCAACCGAACUUCAACGGGCGGCGUCAUUAUUCAACCCGGAGCUAGUUGAAAUGAUAAAGGAGCUCAAUAAGGAAAUAGGCACCGAUGUCUUCAUGGGGGCAAACACAAAUCAAAUGCACAUGGACUUCAUCACCAAUCCUACAGCCCAUGGGUUUGUUACAUCGAAGAUAGCAUGCUGUGGACAAGGUCCAUACAAUGGGUUGGGCCUUUGUACAGCAAUAUCAAACUUGUGCCCCAACAGAGACUUGUACGCGUUUUGGGAUUCAUUCCAUCCUUCCGAAAAGGCCAACAGUCUUAUUGUAAAACAGAUAUUUUCCGGCUCCAGCAAGUAUAUGACCCCCAUGAAUCUCAGCACCGCCAUGGCUUUGGAUUCCAGGGCCUGA
Messenger RNA from Ilex paraguariensis (yerba mate), 1077 nucleotides. The record is from the annotation of a GenBank genome assembly. NCBI's taxonomy places the organism in Eukaryota, Viridiplantae, Streptophyta, Magnoliopsida, Aquifoliales, Aquifoliaceae.